Molecule: messenger RNA, 3404 nt
Organism: Drosophila sulfurigaster albostrigata
Lineage: Eukaryota; Metazoa; Arthropoda; Insecta; Diptera; Drosophilidae
Product: mini-chromosome maintenance complex-binding protein
Exons: 3
Coding region: 99-1892 (597 amino acids)
Biological process (GO): DNA-templated DNA replication
Molecular function (GO): chromatin binding
Source: RefSeq, a predicted model, not a curated record
GAUGAACUACCAUCAAUUGCAUGGAAGAUUUGGCGCGCACGCGAUAGAAGUACGAGUAACUAUCAUUUUGUUUAUUUGAGCGUUGCUUUGUCACAAAUAUGGAAUUACCGAAGACGCCCGAUGAAUUGUCCGCACAAGAUCUUGCCCGGUGCAAGCAAUUAUUAGAAGAUCCCGCAAAAUGGCACACGAUACCACUGUUGAAUCACACGCCGCUGCACAAACUGAAAGACCUGGGUUUAGUGCGUUUCCGUGGCAUGGUACAGGACAUGAUGGAUCCGGAAAUCUAUUUGGAGCGCUACGAGAUCAAGUCGGCGAACGGCACCACGCGAAUGCAGCAGGGCAAGUAUCGUGAUUGUUUGCGCCUGGCCAAAGAGGAGCAACUCGACUACAACGCCGAAAGCAAUGUGCAUGGCGAGAGGCGAACGUUGUUUGUGGUUUCGCUGCCGGGCCAAAACGCUUGGGCCAAAGACCACGAAAAAGAAUGUGGACCAAAGAUGACGACUACACCUGAAGGUGGCGUUGGAGUUGGCAUUAAGCGCGCUUUUGAUGAGAAGGAAGAUAUGGACAUUGACAGCACAGAUGAUCUUUCUAGCCAGAAAAGACAAUGCAAGGAAUCACCUAGCACAGUAAGUGGCGCUGAAAACCCCACCGCAGUGCUAGGUGCAGAAUAUCUGCUCAACUCUCCACUGCCUGAUCGUCCGAGCAUGGCGUGCAUGAUCAAAGUUUAUGAGGAUUUUGAUAAAUACACUUUGAACUCGUUGAUGGAUUUUGUGGGCUUCUUGUCUGUGGAUCCAGCACUAGACGCAGCCACACUGGAUGUGGAAGCCAUGCAGCAAAUGGAGUGCUUGAGUGAAUUGCAGGCACAGAAUCCAUCACCAUUUCUUAUACCACGUCUGCAUGCCUUUGGUGUCAAAUCGCUGGCGCAUGCGAAUCCUCUGCUGGAUCGUAGUUUGCUGCAGCCAAGUGUGGCUGAUGUCCAAGCAGACACAGUGCACAAGGAUCUGCGUAUGCUGCUCAAGCUGUGUCUGUUUGAGGACGAUCUGGCUGCCGAGUAUUUGCUCUCGCAUCUCAUUUCCACCGUUUACAGUCGCUCUGAGAUGCAGAGCAUUGGCAAAUUUGCACUAAACCUUUGUAAUCUACCCAAGGAUUGCCUGCCUAAGGAUUACACGAGAAAGCUCUACGAAGUGCUGGAGCUGUUACUACCCGCCAGUCACUAUCUUCCCAUGUCGUUGGACACCAUGAACUCAGCUGCCUUUGCUCCCAAAAAGGAUUAUGAGACGAACAAACUGGUAUCGGGGCUGCUGCAGCUGGCACCGCACACACAUCUGGUUCUCGACGAGACGCACAUGCAGCAGGGCAAGCUGGAAGCUAACGGUGUCCAAGCCAUACAGCAUUUGGCACACUUGAUCAACAAUCAGCAGCUCAAAUGCGAUUUUCAGUAUUACCAAAUCGAUUAUAACGUUGACAUUCCAGUUCUGGUGCUUAGCGAGGGUCGCAGCAUGUUGCCGAGUGAUUUUGUGCUACCCAUCAAUGCAGAUGCCAAGGCCGUGGAUAUGAGUGAGGAAUCCAUGAAGGCGGCUCUACACUAUUUGCAACCACAACGAUUACAGCAGUUUCGUUCCUAUCUGACCUUGGCACGCACCAGUGAGUUUAGUGUCAGCGAGGAGCUCACGGAAACGAUCCAACAAUAUUUUGUGGACAUGCGCAAGGCAAAUGUGAAGAGCAAUGCCGAUGAUCUGCACGGUUUGUUGGUGCUAUCGCGUCUGCUCGGUAUUUCGCGUGGUAAAGUGGCGCUGGAUAAAGAGACCUGGCACCUGGCCACCGAAUACGAGUCCAAGCGACGACAGCGUCUGCAAUCGCUGCCCAAAUCAAGUGCACAGUUGCGCAACUAAACAAGUAACGUUCACUGCAGAUUUUUAUAUAUUUAUACUUUAGAAUAAAAAAACAUCUUUUAGACCUUUAGAGAUUUGGUAUUUCGCUUUGCCUUCAAUUGUUGAAACUCUUGAAACUUGUUACGCCCAUUGAUGUACCAUAAUGUUUCCUGAUAUGAGGAUGGCAGCACUUCUUUCACAUUCUGUUCCGCCCGAAACGUUAUAUUAAAUGUGUUGGUGGUGACCUCCUCGAAGGUGUUCGCAUCCAUGACCUGCACCACUGUUAGAAUCUGCAUGAAUUGCUCAAAAGUGUAGACGACAUGCGCUGUCAUCUUGAGGAACGAAUGCACCUUGAUGGGACUUAAAAAUGCAACAUCCAUAAUGCAUUCAAUGAACGGACGCGACUGUGUAUAAAUGCUGGCGGUCAUAAAGCUAAUUUCGACAGCGUUGCGCAUGAUGUAGCCACCAAAGAUGUUGUUCUGGGAGUUGCGAUUGUCGGGAAACGGAUGUAUCAAGGUCGUCUGAAAUGAUUGCGACAUCCAGGCAGAAUUCUCUGGCAACUCGAUGCGCUCAUCCCGUACAAUAUCUGUGCCAUUCGUACGACGAAAUAUGUCAAACAUUAGCUUCUCAUCGUUCUGUGAGGGUCGAAGGAUUGGUGCCUUACGGCCACGUCGUUCUUGCCGUUUAACAGCGUCAUCAAAGCAGAGUUGCUCUGCUUCGUUGCAAGGUUGCAACUCAUUCACGGAAGCCGGUCCAGUGUUUGUGGCGUUUCUGGCAACCAUCAUGAGAAUGGUUUUGGUAAUGUUCCGCUGCUGCUGUCGCAUAUAGAUGGUAAUCUCCAUUGAGCUCCGACCCACCCAGGAGACAUGACCACAAAAUUCAAUGUCGACGUCAGCAUCAACUGUAUUGAAGUUGUAGAAAUCCACCUUGUCCACCAGCAGUGUCACAAACACAUAGGGCAGCGGCACACCUCGUGGCAACUUUGGCACCUUCACAUAACGAUGACAUAUCCAAACUGACAGAAUUGCCUUCAAAUAUAUAGAAGGUGAUUGGCUCUUUUUGAACACGGUCUGCAAACUUACCAGCAAACAAAUCGAGAUCCUCCAUCAAGCGUCCGACACGCACUCGAGCCAAGUGAUUAAUGUAGCGCUCUCGUUUCGACAAGGAACUUAUCGGGACCACGGCGGUGGUGAAGGAAUCCUUAAUGCAACGACAUGGCAAAUCCUCGCGCUUCGGCUGAAACUUCAACAAUCCUGAGCGACACACUGGAAUCGUAUGAUAGCCCGGCUUUACACCGAUUUUUUUCUGAAUUUUUUUCGCAACUAGAAAACAGAAACAGCAUGAGUUUAUAUUGCCAUAAAUGGGGUUAGCUCAAUGCAGAAUUACUAUCUUCAAUAGUGCCCGAACAAUGUCCCGAUUGAAAUUCCUCAAACUCGCAUUUAUCUUGCCACAUUAUAGCAGAUCGAUGAAUGGUCCUCAAGCAGAAAAUCAAAUUCCUUUGCGAUGGACAUUGUGUUAUUUGACGAACUGAGC